AUUCUGUUAAAAUCCUACUAAAUAGUAACUUUUAAGUUUCACUAUAUGGCAACACACUUCAGAAAUUCCUUUUUUAUUUCGGUUCUUUGCCGUGUCGUUUAGGUGAAGAGCGACAGAAUGAAGUACAAUAAGCUCGUCACGUCCUCGAGGAGGAAAAACAGGAAGAGGCAUUUCAGUGCCCCCUCGCACAUCAGAAGAGUUUUAAUGUCAGCACCUCUGUCCAAGGAGUUGAGACAAAAAUUCAACGUAAAAUCCAUGCCUAUCCGCAAAGACGACGAAGUUCAAGUUGUCCGCGGACACUACAAAGGCCAGCAAGUCGGCAAAGUAGUUCAAGUGUACCGUAAGAAGUUUGUAGUCUAUAUUGAAAGGAUUCAGCGUGAGAAGGCCAACGGUGCCAGCGCAUAUGUUGGCAUCCACCCCUCAAAGUGCGUCAUCGUCAAGUUGAAGAUGAACAAAGAUCGCAAGGCCAUCCUGGACCGCAGAGCGAAGGGCAGGCUGGCGGCCCUCGGUAAAGACAAGGGCAAAUACACUGAGGAGACCGCCACCGCGAUGGAGGCAUCUUAAACUUAUAGACUAUAAGAACAAUAAAAAAAUUAAAACUCA
Manduca sexta (tobacco hornworm) is the source of this 603-nucleotide messenger RNA. RefSeq names its product 60S ribosomal protein L26 (gene RpL26). Gene Ontology annotation, biological process: cytoplasmic translation; ribosomal large subunit biogenesis. NCBI's taxonomy places the organism in Eukaryota, Metazoa, Arthropoda, Insecta, Lepidoptera, Sphingidae. Gene Ontology annotation, cellular component: ribosome; cytosolic large ribosomal subunit. The transcript has 4 exons. Gene Ontology annotation, molecular function: RNA binding; structural constituent of ribosome. The record is from RefSeq and is a predicted model, not a curated record. Bases 118 to 564 code for a protein of 148 amino acids.